UUUCAAUUUUUUCUAGGGGGGGGUUGAUUUAUUAUUUUAUAGUGUUCCAGUUUUAUGUAUAUAAUGUAAAAUUGUAAGGCUCUUCCAAUACCGUGGGUCAUUUCUAUUUAUGAAUAGAUUGAUAAAUUAAAAUGUUGUCCCCCCCUUGAGAAUUUUCCUAUGGGCAUCCUUGGAACCGACACUAGCGGCGGCGUAAUUCCUGCGAAGAAUCCUGGCAGCGCCGGGGUCGGAAUCGAAACCUGUAACUACCUAUCGAGUUGAAAUCGUUGAGGAAAACGUAUGCAUUUAAACGAUUUGAUGGGGAGAUAAGGUAGAGCGACAACCGUCGAUGAGUGACGUCACGAGCGUGUGAAACGUCACGGCGGCGGGAGGGGAACAGGUGCGGAUCGCUCCGAUUGGGCUGGUGCUUAGUCGUCGAAAUCUCGGAUUUUCAUCUGACGCAACGGGAAAACGGCCGGUCGGAAAAUCGAAUGGAUCCCUGAAAUGGAUAGAUGAAUAAGAACGGAAACGAUCAAGAGACCGUGCGAAAAAAGUCGAAUCGUAUCGAUGAGACUGCAAGAUAACUACAAAAAGAGCCUGAAAAACACUCCUAACAUUACACACUAUUUUUGCUAUUUGCUGCACACUAAAGAAGAUAUAUAAUAUAAUAAUUAAGGAAUCUUUUAUUAUCAAGGUGAUUGAACUAUAAGGUUUUUGCUGUAAAAAAUAUUGAAAUCUUGUGUCGAAAAUGCAGGAGCCAAUUGAUCCAAACGUGUAUAGAAGUCUCCCUGAAAAGUAUGUUAAUGUUCAUCAAGAGAAGAUCAUCUUAAAAUAUUUCAAGAAGCGAAAGGCCCAGCAUUUUAAUAUAAAAAACAAUGAUUUGGUCAAUCUUAUUUCUCAAGAUAGUGGUUUGGAUAAACACAUUGUUCAAAAUACUAUAUCUAAGUAUCUACGAUCCAAAAAUAUGUUGCUGCCCAAAAAAAUAAAAGAAAUAAAAUCUAUGGCUAAAAAUGUUGAUAAUUUAAAGAAAAGUGCUAUCAGAAAAAAAAUUCACAGUAUGUGGUUGGCUGGUAAAAUUCCAACAAUUGAAAAAAUUAUAACAGCAGUUAACAUUGAUUCAAAUUUACCGAGAUUCAAUCGACCUACCAUGGAUAAAAUCCUAAAAGAAUUAAAAUUUGAUUUUGUUCCUAUGUCAGGUAUGUUUGCUCUCAUCGAAAAUGAUGAAAUUGUUCGUCGGAGGCGACAUUACUUAGAAGCUCUUAAGAAGUAUCGAAAUGAAGGACGGCCUAUUUAUUUUUUGGGCGAUACAUUGAUUGAAACUAACGAUAGCAAUGAUAACACACAGAAAAAUGAAAAACAUUAUUCUUGUCCACAUACUUCAAAAGUUCAAAGUGAGAUAAGAAAGAAAUUCAUUAUUUUACACGUUGGAUCAAUAGAUGGAUUUGUCCAAGGUGGUUUAUUAGGCAUUGAGUCAAAUAAAAAUUCCUACGAUUAUCAUGACGAUAUCAGUAGUGAUACUUUCAUGAAUUGGAUUAAAAAAGUGUUGCCAUUAUUGAAAGAAAAUGCUGUUAUUGUAAUGAACCACACUUCUUAUAACUCGGUUCAUAAAGUUGAAUAUCCAGACAAAACUUGGACAAAUUAUAAAAUUAUUGAAUGGUUGUUGUCUAAAGGACAAAUCGUUAACAAUGAUAUGAUUAAAGUCCAGUUAAUAGACCUUGUAAAACAAGUUAAAUCGAAAACCGGCCCAUAUCUGAUUGAUGCGAUUGCAAAUGAAAAUAAUAAAGUAGUUCUUAGAAUUCCAACCUAUCACUCCGAACUAAACGCAAUUGAGAUGGCAUGGAAUAAAGUGAAAUAUCAUGUGAAUACUAACAGUGUUCCUGCUUCCAAAAUAAUAGAUAUUGAAAAACUUAUCAUUGAAGGGAUAGAUUUGGUUACACCUGAAGAAUGGUUAAAUAUUAUUGAAUAUACAGUAGUAAAAGAAGAAGCAGACUGUUGGAACGUGGAUUUAAGCGUAAAUUUAUUUUGUGAUACUCACAGUACAACUAUUACGGAUAAAGAGAAAACAAUACCGUCUAAUGAUGAAAUAGAGUUAAUUGUAUCUAGGCUCCAAUCAUCAUGGUAAUUAUUUUUAACUAUUUUUAAUUUUAUUUAAUAGAUGAUUUAUUACUUUCUAGUAGGAUUACGAAAUACAUGUACUAAAAACUACCAAAAUAUGCGCUUAUAAUUACUUAUGAAUGUAUUUAAUUUUUUUUUUUUACUUUUCAAAAAUGAAUUGUAUAACAAGACUUAAAAAAUAAUGAAUAAU
Sipha flava (yellow sugarcane aphid) is the source of this 2284-nucleotide messenger RNA. RefSeq lists its product as uncharacterized. The record is from RefSeq and is a predicted model, not a curated record. Gene Ontology annotation, molecular function: nucleic acid binding. The transcript has 4 exons. The coding region runs from base 728 to 2101 and encodes 457 amino acids. NCBI's taxonomy places the organism in Eukaryota, Metazoa, Arthropoda, Insecta, Hemiptera, Aphididae.